CAGCUCCGAAACCCUGAUUGCGAAGCUGCCGAGAUCUGUAACGCAGUAUCUGGUCCCAUCUCUCUCUGCGUCUCCCAUCCCCAAGUCACUCUUUUCUCGUCUUGUGGGCAACAUGUACAGAUUGGGUCGCCGUAACUUGGGCCUGGCCUUGAAGGCGGUCAGAGAUACCCCGGUGCGGAGCUCAGUCCAACAACAACAAUUGAGACAUCUCAGCAUCCACGAAUAUCGAGCUGCCAGCCUACUCAGAUCCUAUGGCAUCGGAGUUCCCAAAGGAGAGGUUGCUCGAACACCGGAAGAGGCUGAGACUAUUGCCAAACAGAUCGAUGGAGAUGAUAUGGUGAUAAAAGCCCAAGUCCUCGCAGGUGGCCGAGGCAAAGGCACUUUCGACAAUGGCUUGAAAGGUGGUGUGAGGGUGAUUUAUUCACCCACGGAAGCAAAGAUGUUCGCAAGUCAAAUGAUCGGGCACAAGCUUAUCACCAAGCAGACGGGCGCCCGAGGCCGCAUCUGCAACUCUGUCUACAUUUGUGAACGCAAGUUUGCGCGCCGAGAAUUCUACCUUGCCAUCCUCAUGGACCGUUCCACCCAGUCGCCGGUCAUCGUGGCCUCGUCCCAAGGCGGCAUGGAUAUUGAGACCGUGGCCAAAGAGACUCCCGACGCCAUCAUCACCACGCCUAUAGAUAUUGACAAGGGCGUCACCGACGAGAUUGCGCGGAAUAUUGCGACCGAGCUCGGAUUCAGUGAACAGUGCAUUGAAGAUGCAAAGAACACAAUCCAAAGACUGUACAAGGUGUUUAUGGAGAAGGAUGCCACCCAGAUUGAAAUCAACCCUCUCAGCGAGACCAGUGACCACCAAGUGUUAGCCAUGGACGCGAAGCUGGGCUUUGAUGAUAACGCCGAGUUCCGGCAAAAGGAGGUCUUCAGCUGGAGAGAUACAUCACAAGAGGAUCCCGAUGAGGUGAAAGCUGCAGAGCACGGUCUGAACUUCAUCAAGUUGGACGGUGAUAUUGGCUGUCUGGUCAAUGGCGCUGGGCUGGCAAUGGCUACCAUGGAUAUCAUCAAGAUCAACGGCGGCUCCCCUGCAAACUUCCUGGAUGUCGGUGGUGGUGCUACGCCGGAAGCCAUCAGAUCCGCUUUCGAGCUGAUCACCAACGACCCGAAGGUGACAGCCAUCUUUGUCAACAUUUUUGGCGGUAUUGUCCGGUGUGACGCUAUCGCGUCGGGCUUGAUCCAUGUUGUACAACAAAUGAACUUGAGAUUACCAAUUGUUUGUCGGUUGCAGGGCACCAACAUGAAAGAGGCGGCUGAGUUGGUCAACAACUCGGGUCUCAAGAUCUUCUCCAUCAUCGACCUGCAAGCCGCAGCGGAGAAGGUGGUGGACCUCUCCAAAAUUGUCAAAAUGGCACGGGACAUUGACGUGGGCGUGGAGUUUACCCUCGGUAUCUGAGCCCCCAAUGGCUGGCUUCGCGGUUGAAAUGGUUGAUAAUCACUCAGGGUCUCGCACGUAGGGGGAGGCACACGGUUGUAACUCCUUGGGUGCGCCAUACAACGAUAUAUCCAUUGUGCAACAGUCGACCUACCUGUACAAGUAUUAUCAUCCGUUUCGUCCUAGCUGGGUUUCUGUUCUACCAUCUGCCUCUUCUGGUGGCCUCCUGGGACAUACACACCCGGUGAAAUAGAUGGUACUGUUCACUUAUGAGAUGAGCUAAUCUGGGUCCAUUCUCUUGUUGUUGAUGCAACCUGCUCGCUGUCUGCUCGAGGCUGGUAUUUUGAUUGAGCUUUCCUGUUUCCCACUGCUGCGCAUGCGAGUUGAACCCGCGGCUCAAUCCGCUCUUCCCGUCAGCCAAUCAGCUU
Messenger RNA from Cladophialophora immunda, 1851 nucleotides. RefSeq lists its product as uncharacterized. The transcript is spliced from 6 exons. NCBI's taxonomy places the organism in Eukaryota, Fungi, Ascomycota, Eurotiomycetes, Chaetothyriales, Herpotrichiellaceae. Gene Ontology annotation, biological process: tricarboxylic acid cycle; succinyl-CoA metabolic process. The coding region runs from base 113 to 1444 and encodes 443 amino acids. Gene Ontology annotation, molecular function: metal ion binding; ATP binding; succinate-CoA ligase (ADP-forming) activity. Gene Ontology annotation, cellular component: succinate-CoA ligase complex; mitochondrion. The record is from RefSeq and is a predicted model, not a curated record.